This is a messenger RNA of Toxoplasma gondii ME49, 3504 nucleotides long. Its product is annotated as elongation factor TS, putative. Gene Ontology annotation, molecular function: translation elongation factor activity; protein binding. Bases 500 to 2920 code for a protein of 806 amino acids. Gene Ontology annotation, biological process: mitochondrial translational elongation. NCBI's taxonomy places the organism in Eukaryota, Apicomplexa, Conoidasida, Eucoccidiorida, Sarcocystidae. The transcript is spliced from 3 exons. The record is from RefSeq and is a predicted model, not a curated record. Gene Ontology annotation, cellular component: mitochondrial matrix.
UGUCUCGGCUUCGUGCAACGGGGAUAAUGCGUCUGUGCCUUGCGUUGUUAUUUUAUUUUCCGUUACUUCCUUACCCUUUCUUUCCGCAACGUGAUUACAGGCGUUUUCCUACCUUUCGGGCCACGCCUGUGGAUCCGCCACGUACAGCUUGUGCAAGCAUGCCUGUCUUCUCAUUUGGGCUGCAGGAAUUGCAGAUCGAAUCCAAAAAAAUUACGAGAUUUACUUUUGUUGAGCCUCGUUAGGCAGUAGUAAUGGAUGCAAAGGUUGUCGUCGUCUCGUAGCGGAUAGCUAAAGUUUCCUCGUAAUAUACCUUGAGGCAAGUCCGAGAAGGGAAUGAGCCCCGCUACUCCAGUAUUUGAGUUUGAUGAACAACGUUGGAAUUCUGCGUCACCUGCCUGCCUACUUACCCUUCCCCGUGAAUUCCUGAUCUCUGCAAGGUGAGGAUUCUCUGCAUGUUGGAGCCUCCGGCAAAAAGGCGAUUUCGCCGCUUAUAACGAACAUGGGAUUUCCCGUUUCUGAGACACCCCUGAUUCCUAUCAUCUCUUUAUCUCUGACGGUCUUGCAACCGAAGUUUGUGGGAUCUGGUGGUGCGAAGUUUCUCACUUCCGGCAAAACCGUCCACGCCGAUAUCUCCAUGCGGCCUCUAAAUAUUUGUAUCUACUCAUUCUUCCUUCUGUUUCUUGUCCCUCCAUCUGUGGCCGUAACUUCAAAUUGUCCCGACCAUGCGUCGGCUCUCUUUGGUUCCUCUUCCACUCCUCUUAUAAGGCAGUGUUCUUUAGGGAAUGGGGAAUGGCGUGCAAUCCGAUUUUCUCGAAAACGUGGAGGCGGAGGCUAUGUUGUUUCGAGACCGAACGGGACUUUCUCUCCACAGUUUGAGGAUAUUGAUUGUUGCUCAUCGACGUGUUCUGCCGCUGUACAGCCUCCAGUCGAACUCCCAGUUUUCUCUGUGUCACCUUCGCUCCCGUCGCCUGAUUCGCCCACUACAGGGAACUCCACAUUUUCUCCUUCCUACGUCGGAAUCAAAGGAAAAAAACCAUGGAGCAGACGACGUCAACAUGAGCAUCAUUUCCACCUUUCCCAUUGUUUGCCACCUUCUCUUUUUCGGUUGCUUGCUGCCGUCGAAGCAUCACGCGGCGCCACCGCAUAUGCGUGGGGGAAUUAUUGGAAUAUGAUCUCUGUACCGAAGAGGCAUUCGAUGCCCGUAUGUCACCCGACUCGGAUGUUCGUCUCUUCGUGGAUUUCGCCUUGCGUAUACGUCCAUUCUGCGAGUGCUUCCUUGAGAUUCCCGCAGCCGCCUCCUUACUAUCGUUUUCCGUGUCCCGCGUCUUCGCGUUUGUUGUCUUCUUCACCGGUGGCGCACCCGCGUCCUCUGUCUCCGUUCCGGUCGCCUUCGUUGUCUUGCGUGUGUUGUUCCCCGUGUUCCCCGCCCCCAUCAUUUGUCAAUUCUUCGUCCUCGGCUGCGUUGUCAGUUUCCACCAAAUCCUCUGCUUCAUCGGCGGCCUCGUCCUCCUCUUCGGCGCCUUCUCCGCCUGCGUCCUCUUCGUUGGAGCUACUGAAACAGCUUCGAGCCUUGACGAACAGCAGUGUCUCCACAUGCAGAGAAGCGCUAACUGCGUCUUCUGGAGAUCUCCGUGCCGCUGUCGACUGGCUCCGACAGCGAGGCUCUGCAGCAGGGGCAGCAGCAGCUGCUGCUGCCAGCCUGAGUACCGACCAAGCGAGAGAGGGGAUUGUUGCUGUCGCUUCGUGGAGGGCCAAAGUGGUGGCGCGGGAGGCGGACUCUGCGAGUCCAACUGUGUCUCUCGUGGCAGACGACCCUGUUCGUGGGCAGGAGGCUUGCGUGAACAGGGAGACGUUAGGCAAUGGUGUGGAACCAGGGGAAGGGGGCCAGGCUGGAGCACGUGAGGACGGAUGUGCGAGGGAAUCCGCCGAGUGGGAGGGGAAAGUGAUGAUCAAGCUGAGCUGCAACACCGACUUCGUUGCUCGAAACGACCAGGUGACGUUUUUUGCGAGUCGCGUUGCCCUCAUUCUCGCAAAUCUUGUGCGUAGAAAUACAGUAGAAAACUAUCUGUCAACUCGAACUAAGGAGACAUCCACGACUGAAGCUGCUGUCUCCUCCGUUGAGCGCUGUGCCGUUCCGCUGUUGCCAGAAGCAGGCCCUGCUCUAGUCGAGCACCUGCUCAAUGCCUCCUGGUCUUUUGAGGUUGCUGGCAACUCAGGGGGUGACUUUCCUAACACAGACGCCGUCUGUAGUGAAAACACUAGAACAGAGGGAGCUGAAGGACGUAAGAGGGAACGUCUGGUUCGAGACGAGUUGCAUUUUCUGACUUCACUGGUUGGCGAGCGAAUUUUAAUCGACGAUGCUGCAACAGUGGCUGCCAGGAUCGGGGAAGGAGCUGUUGGUUCGUACCUACACGACAAGAUAGGCGACACUGUCGGGUCUAUCGGCGUUCUUGUGGCGCUGGACACAGCGGGAAAGACCGGCGAAAGGCGCCAGGAGGGAUCGGAACGACCGUUUCAAGAAGGCCCUCGGGACGGAAAUGAGUGCAAGCCGGGCAACAGGUGGAUGCAGGGAAGAGCUGAGCGGCUUACUGAUAUGGCGGAGAAGGUGGCUAUGCAGGCUGCGGCAGGGAAACCACUCGCUGUAGACGCAGCUUCUCUUGAUCCUGAUUUGUACGAACGUGAGGCUCGCGCUUGCCGCGCUCAGGCAGAGGGUAGCGGCAAGCCGCCGGAAGUUACCGAGAAGAUGGUGGCAGGCAGGUUGAAAAAGUGGUUCAAAGAAGUUCUCCUCUCUGAACAGACUUGGUUACUGGAUGACCGAGGCAAGUCUGUGAAGGACGUGCUGGCGGAGUUUGCAAAGCAAGAACGUUUCUCGGCGCCAGUGCGUAUCAAGAAGGCUAUUCGAUUUUUUUUCCAGAGGUAACAUCUAUGGACUUUUGUUUUCCGUUUGCUAGGCGUUCUUUUUAUACAUGAUGAAUGCCUGCCGUCAUUCGUGCCAUGUUCAUCGUCAGUCAGGUAAUCCAUCCUUUGCUCAAUGCUGGAUGCGUCCCAUCUCCUUUAGCAGUGAGGGCAUUUUGGUUACUUCGUCGAGUGAUACCCUCUCGCAGACUUCAGGUUUCGGUUGUUGAAAAAAGAGAAUCUGCAUAUUUCUGUGCCUCGACGAGACAAACUGCGUGAAGCCAAGGGCUUUUCAAGUGGGCGCUGUAUGGAGCUGCCCGCGGAGCCGACCCGUACGCGAUCGUAACAGUUCCGAAAUCACAUCAGUUUCCACAAGGCUACGAACACCGUGGGGCAACAUCACAUGUUGCUUGUCGGAAAGGACAUUACGGCACCACAUGAAAAUAACGGGCCGCCAGCUUUUUCGGAAAAGUAACGUGGAUGUAGGAGUGGGUAUCUUUGUCAAAAGCGUGCUACUUCUUAUGCUUUAGCGAUGCUGGUGGGAACAAGGGAGUCAGUGGACCGUUCAAGCUGGCAGUGCGAUCCGUCCAUCCUCAGCAGAUCCAAGAA